Molecule: messenger RNA, 2329 nt
Organism: Psammomys obesus (fat sand rat)
Lineage: Eukaryota; Metazoa; Chordata; Mammalia; Rodentia; Muridae
Gene: Lrrc31
Product: leucine rich repeat containing 31
Molecular function (GO): protein binding
Source: RefSeq, a predicted model, not a curated record
UUUUUCCUGCAGACCUGGGGAGCUGGGAUCAGUGUGUUUAGGAAGAGAAAAAACUGAAACUGUCCUGAGAGCCAGUGCUCUAAGAAAAUGGCCCAGCGUAGAUCUUCCGAAGGUGAAGCCUGGUAAAGAAACUGAAAUCCAAUAUGGAAGACAGUGACCAGUUCCUGAAGAACACGUGCAGAGAGGCUUCGGACUUGAACAGCUUCGGAUUAACAGCAGCAGAUGCGCAGGAAACAGACUUGGAAGAACUGGACGUUUCCUGGAAUGAUUUUGUCAGCGGAACCCUCCAUUCGCUCACUCAGCAAAUGCAUCUUGUCAGCAACUUAAAAGUUCUGCGGCUGAGUAGCUGCAGACUCACCACUGAGGACCUUCAAACACUGGGAGAUGCUCUUGAAAUGAUACCUGAACUUGAAGAACUGAGUUUAUCCUGGAACAGCAAAGUGGGAGGGAAGCUGCCUCAGGUUCUCCAUACGUUCCAAAAGGGGAGCAAGAUUCGAACCCUUGAACUUAUGGACUGUGCCCUCACAUCACAGGAUGGAGUGUUUGUGGGUCGCCUGCUGCCAAAGCUGCAGAGCCUUGAAGUGUUUGACCUUUCCAUUAACAGAAACAUUGGCAGCAGUCUAGACAUCAUAGUGCAAGGGCUAAAAAGUACUUCAGGCCUGAAGGUAUUGAGGUUGCAUUCCUGUGGAUUAUCCAAAAAGAGCGUCAGAAUAUUGGAUGAUGCUUUUGCAUCGUUGGAUGUGCUGGAGACACUGGAUCUCUCCUGCAACAAGGACCUGGGUGGAGGCUUUGAGGACGUGCCUGCUCGGCUGGCCUUACUGAAGCAGCUAGAAGUCCUAGACCUUCACCAGUGUUCGCUCACAGAAGAAGAUGUGUCGUCACUGACUCGGAUUAUUCCUUUACUCUCAAACCUUCAAGAACUGGAUUUGUCAUCCAACAGAAAGGUAGGCGGCUCCUCUGCAAAUCUCCUCAGCAGGCUCCUCAUACCAGCCCUGAAGUCCCUGCUUAUCAACAGCUGUUCUUUGGAAACUGAGACUUUCACAGCCCUUGCAGAAGCGUCUGUUUACCUUCCUGCCCUGGAGAUGCUCAACCUUUCCUGGAAUAAGUGUGUUGGUGGUAGGCUGGAGCUGCUUCUACCAACAUUAGAGCUGUCACGGUCACUCCGGGUGCUGAGGCUGAGCAGCUGCUCCCUAAUGACAGAGGACUUGGUUCUUCUGGCCUCAGUCAUACAGACAGGCCAUUUAGCCAAGCUGCAGAUGCUUGAUCUGAGCUACAAUGACAGCAUCUGUGACACAGGAUGGGACGUCUUCUGCCAAAGUCUCUGCUUCCUUAAAAACUUAACUGAACUAGACAUCAGCCUUCGGCCAUCAAGUUCCUGGGACUGUGGGCGAUGGUUUAGGUGCUUACUGUGUGCUGUGACCCUACUUCCUUUGAUCACUGAGAUAGAGAUGAGAAGAUGGGUCAUCCCAGCCUCACAGGAGGAAGAACUAGAAUGCUACAUUCAGGACCACAGAAGGGACCUUCACUGUGAGCAUGGUGGGCUUCAGUGGGCUGCUCCCUAAGCAGUGACCAAUUCUCCAAAGAAGGAAAAGAAUGUGAACGAAUGUUGCCAUCAGCUGAGCUCAGCCUGUGGUUGUUUAGUAGCAUUUUAAAAAUUUGUUUGGUAGCAUUUAUGUUGUAAGAUAUUUGUAAUUAUAUGUAUAUAAUAGUGAUUCUCAACUUGUGGGUUAUGACCCCUUGGGGGUCAAAUGACCCCUUCACAGGGAUUGCAUAUCAGAUAUUGUGCAUAUGAGAUAUUCCCAUUUUGAUGCAUAACAGUAGCAGAAUUACAGUCGUAAAGUAACAACAAAAUAAUUUUGUGGUUGGGCACCACCACAACAUGAGGAACCUGUACUAGAGAGUUGCAGCAUUAGGAAGGUUGAAAACUGCCGCAGGAUAUUUGAUCCCAUUGUGAACCCUGAGACUAUGAACUGUAAAAACCUGUUUCUUAUUUGGUGUGGCUCAGCCCUAACACACACUUUUAACCCAAGAGCUUUCUGUUUACUGUAAGCAAGUAUUUGUGGUUUUGGCUCAGUCCUGGCACACACCUUUAAUCCAAGAGCUAAAUAAAGUCAACCUUAGGUCAAGAGGCAGAGCAAGAAACCAGCUGACAGGGAGUAAACAGAAAGAAGAGACAUUGAGAGAAGGGUAUUUAAGACAUCAUGGGGGAGGAGGAGGAGGAAAAGGAGGAGGAACAACUUUUAGCUUUUGGCUUUUGCCUUUUUCCAUGUGGGACAUGAGCUGAGUAGGAAAGGCUUUUUCUAUCUGGGAUGUGAGCUGAGCAGGAAGG